AUGUUCAUAAUUGAUUGUUUUACAGAAGAAUUAAAAGAAGCAGUAUGGGAACAACAUAUUUCUAUCGACAUUUUAAAUAGUAUAUAUAAUAAUUUGAAAGCGACUUCUAAAAAUGUAUUAAGAUUAAUAAAAUUUGAAGAUUCUGAUUUGGAAAUUACUCAAAGGACAACAUUAAAUUUUUUAAAAAAGUAUCUUAAAGAAACUAAAGAAGAUAAUGUUAUUAAUUUUCUUAGAUUUUGCACAGGUGCUGAUAUGAUUACUGGCACUAAAAUUAAAAUACAGUUUAAUAAGACUACCGGAUUAUUGAAAAUUCCUAUUGCACAUACCUGUUCUAGUACUCUAGAACUUCCAACUGAGUAUGAAAGUAUCAUCCAAUUUAGAAGUGAAAUGAAUAAUUUGCUCCAGUCAAAUAUUUGGGUAAUGUACAGUAUUUAA
Macrosiphum euphorbiae (potato aphid) is the source of this 435-nucleotide messenger RNA. Lineage: Eukaryota; Metazoa; Arthropoda; Insecta; Hemiptera; Aphididae. The record is from the annotation of a GenBank genome assembly.